GAACGUCCUCACCGCAGCUCAUGACUAAAACUUGCCUGUUAUUGAAACAUGAGACUCGCUUUUACACUAUCUGCUUUGACCGCACUUUGCGGCCUGUCCGCGGCCGCGCCCACCGCACCGGUCAAGACCACCGGUAGCUGCCACUACGACUCGUCUCCAGACAUUAGUGAUAUCGCUGGCACCAGCUACGCAAAGCUUGUCAAGGUGGCGACCGUCCCAUCGGGCCCGACAUAUCGUUACGUUUUCUCACAUACCUCGAGUUCCUCGAAGCCUUAUUUACUGUUUAUCCACGGAUUCCCCUCAAGCUCAUUCGAUUGGCGUCACCAGAUCGACUAUUUCGUCAGCCGAGGAUAUGGUGUCAUUGCCCCCGACUUACUCGGAUUUGGUGGCACGGAUAACCCCGCUGAUCUCCAGGAAUUCACCCUGAAGAGACUGGUCUCGGAUCUGGGCGCUAUUCUUGACUGUGAAGGCGUUGAGGAUGUGUUUGCAGUCGGCCAUGACUUCGGGUCUGUGGUACUCUCGCGUGUCAUCACCUACUUCGGGAAACGUGUGAAGGGGAGCGCCUUUGUGGGAGUGGGAUACUCGCCCCCGCCCAUGUCCUUCAAUCAGGCUGGGGUGGAAGCCGCCAACAACGCCAGCCUCGAGACCCUCGGCUACCCGCCCUUUGGAUAUUGGUACUUCAUGAAUGAAGACGAUGUCGCCCCUAUCAUGGACCAGCAUUUUGACUCCGCCUUUACGCUUACCUACACCUCCGAUCCCACCUAUAUGAGAGAACACUUGUCCCCGGUGGGAGAGUACAAAAAGUGGCUUCUCGCGGAUGAGAUCGCUCCCUGGACCACAUUCAUCACUCAGGUCGAGAAGGAGACGUUCACGAACAUCACCAUGGCCCACGGGGGAUUUGACGGGCCGGUCAAAUCGUACAAGUCGCUCAUGCGGGAUCUCAAUGCCGCUGAUGAAGAAGCCAUACCAGAAACGCACGCCGUCAUCAGACAUCCGGUCUUGCUUCUCACUGCGAGCAAAGAUCCCGUGGCGAUUGCCAAUGUACAGGUCUCCAACACCGCCCCCUACGCGGCAGAUAUCCACAUCAAGUCGGUGGAGGCGGGCCACUUCUUGCAAGUGGAAAAGCCCGAUGCGGUCAGCCUGGGCAUCCAUGAGUUUGUGAAGGAGGUCCUGGCCGCCGGGGAUGCUUGCUUGUAGGCACAGCACACCCUCCACCUAACUCACUGGCCUCGUGGUUUGCAAAUAGCUUCUUGAUAUAUGUCUUCCCCGGGACGAUCGGGAGGGGGGACUUGCAGCACAUGUUCUGUUCCAAACCGUAUGAGGCUUAAGAGCAAGAGAUGUUGGGGAGCGGGGGGUGAAUUUGGAUGGAACUUCGUUGAGUGAAGUCAGGAUCAAGUGGUGAUUUUUUUUG
Messenger RNA from Aspergillus fijiensis CBS 313.89, 1411 nucleotides. Its product is annotated as alpha/beta hydrolase. The coding region runs from base 49 to 1197 and encodes 382 amino acids. Gene Ontology annotation, molecular function: catalytic activity. NCBI's taxonomy places the organism in Eukaryota, Fungi, Ascomycota, Eurotiomycetes, Eurotiales, Aspergillaceae. The transcript is spliced from 6 exons. The record is from RefSeq and is a predicted model, not a curated record.